AUGGCGAGGCACUGUAUUACUGAUGAGGAAGCUAGCCACUUACUGCUACCAUUCUCACCGGAUGAUGUGAAGCAAGCAGUGUUUGAUAUCGCUGAAGACAAAGCGCCGGGACCUGAUGGUUACUCGUCAGGGUUUUUCAAAGCGGCUUGGCCUGUGGUGGGGGAAGAAGUAACGAGGGCGGUUACUCAAGCAGUGUUUGAUAUCGCUGAAGACAAAGCGCCGGGACCUGAUGGUUACUCGUCAGGGUUUUUCAAAGCGGCUUGGCCUGUGGUGGGGGAAGAAGUAACGAGGGCGGUUCUGGACUUCUUUACUACCGAAAAACUACUAAAACAGAUCAACUCCACGAUUUUGACUCUAAUACCAAAGAGACUGAGUAGCUUGCUAGACAAGAUUAUUAGCCCCUGUCAGACAGCUUUUAUUCCGGGAAGAAGCAUUGGUGACAACAUUAUGCUAGCCCAGGAACUAUUCUCAGGCUAUAACCAGAUGUGCCUACCUCCCAGAUGCGCGCUUAAAGUGGAUAUCAGAAAUGCCUAUGAUACGGUGGAAUGA
Molecule: messenger RNA, 549 nt
Organism: Sesamum indicum (sesame)
Lineage: Eukaryota; Viridiplantae; Streptophyta; Magnoliopsida; Lamiales; Pedaliaceae
Source: RefSeq, a predicted model, not a curated record